Strongylus vulgaris is the source of this 693-nucleotide messenger RNA. NCBI's taxonomy places the organism in Eukaryota, Metazoa, Nematoda, Chromadorea, Rhabditida, Strongylidae. The record is from the annotation of a GenBank genome assembly.
AUGAAGGAUCUUCUUCUCGACGAUGAUCUCUUGGUUCCUAUUGUUGAAAUGGAGCCUUGGGCAUGCCUUGAAGAAGCGGACUUUUCUUUCAACGAGCUGAAAAACAUUGACGAAAGCGUCCGACUACUGGGGGGUGUUCGAAAGCUGAACUUCAGUCACAACAAUGUGACGGAUAUUGGACCUUAUCUCCAACAUCUUACCUGCCUUACAGAAUUGGAUUUGUCUUCUAAUGGAAUCACUUCAGUGCAGCACUGGAAUGAAAUGUUGGGUAAUUUGAAAAAGCUGGUUCUAGCCAACAAUGCAAUAAAAGAUGUAUCUGGAUUAGCUCGCCUUUACUCCUUGGAAUUUCUGGAUUUACGGCAUAAUGACAUAGAUACGGUGGCUUCGGUGUACCCUCUAGGUGGACUGCCAUGUUUGGAGGUUCUCCAUUUGCGUGGCAACCCCGUUCGGAAAAUGGUAGAAUAUCGAACCAGAAUUUUGGAAGCUUUUGGUGACAGGAGCUGGGAGGUAAAACUUGACGGCAGAGCGCCAGAUGAUCGUGAGAAGGAUACCAUACGAUUGCGUUUGGCCUUGCGCCGUGCUAAGGAAGAGAAAGAAGAGAAGGAAAGAAAGCGAAGAGAGAAGAUAGAGGAGAAAAUACGGUACAUAUCUGGAGAUGUUGGUGUGUUCGCAGACGAAGUCGAGUCUAGCUAG